Necator americanus (New World hookworm) is the source of this 1239-nucleotide messenger RNA. RefSeq lists its product as uncharacterized. The transcript has 11 exons. Bases 1 to 1239 code for a protein of 412 amino acids. NCBI's taxonomy places the organism in Eukaryota, Metazoa, Nematoda, Chromadorea, Rhabditida, Ancylostomatidae. The record is from RefSeq and is a predicted model, not a curated record.
AUGAAAGAGACGAGCGGCGGACAACAGCCCGGCGAGACGAUUGCCAUUUUCAUUCCGGUCCCUAGUCCAAAUCUUCCAAUCCUGUAUUCCUCUUCUGUGGCCUUUCCUAGUUUUGCGUUGAAGUCUCCGACAACGAAUUUCGCAGAGGGCGGAGGCGAAGAAUGGCCAGACGAGGUGAUAGGAUCUCGUGAGAAUCGACGAAAUGGACGACAGAUGGAUCGUCGCCCAUCCUAUAUGGAUCAGGGAACCACCUUGCGACAUUUUGCCAAGACGGUGGUGAAUCUUAGCAGUGGUUUACUCUUAGCUAGGCUUCCGAUUCCGAGAAGUCGGAAUGUCGAAUGUGUCGAACUCCUUCUCAGCUUGGGGACCGUGCCGGAGGACGAACCUCCGCUGUGCAUCGCAGUUCCACGCCCAGUGUCACCUCCACGCCACUAUGAAGGUAUGAUAAAUUCUGGAGGAUUAAGUAAUCAGUAUACAGACAACCUGUACUCUUACGCUCCUCAGUCGACAUGUUCGUCUUCAAAUCCAAAUGGCUGCAAUUCAGCAUAUCUGUUUUGCAACACUCAGGUGAAUGCGUGUGUUGGCCGUAUUAAGCCGGGAUCGUCGUGCUCUCUUGUCAACGGCGUUGAUCCUUGCUACGGAGUUUGUCAAGGAGGAAUGUGCGUUGCUCCAAGUGCUGAUGCUCCUCGACGAAUUCUUCUGCCAACAUUACCACCGAGUGCUUCUGUGGUGCCUGUGCCUGAUGAAUUGUGCUUCAACAUGAAUCAAUGCUGUGGUCCAUGGAGCGCCCGCGGUGAGUGCUAUAGAAAUCCAGGGGUAAUGCGUGUCGUAUGCCCUGCAUCAUGUGGAUGGUGUACUCCCCGUUACAAUCUUGGUGAUAAUUGCGUGAACCGAGCUAGCACAUGUCAAAGGUUCAAGCUGACCGGCGAAUGUACCCAAAACUACCAGUGGAUGGCAGAGAACUGCCGCAAAGAGUGUGCCUAUUGCCAGAAAACAAGAGAACAGAUGUGUCCAGAGUUAGGACCGGGUGUAGCCAGCGACUCGCCGAGAACUCCAACCAUCGUCCAACAAUGCACUGAUAGCAGACCAUGCUGCAUAGAUAAGUUGCAAAGAACCUGCUCUACGCUCCCUUCGCUGAUUAAGGAAUGCGGCAGUGCUCACUUACAAUCACCACAGACACCACCUUCUGCACCAGUGCAGUCCGAUGCACAAGCGUACUCACCGUAUUCUUCAAAAUAA